AUGAUGGAAUACCCGCCGCAGUAUCAACAGCCUCAUGGCCAGCAUCCCCACGCCUCUUCCCACAUCACUGCCCCGUAUCAGACGGCACCUCAAAAUGCUGGGUCAACCGUGGGGUCGAUGACUUCUCCCACCAACCCUCAAGCGCACAUGCAACAAGCUCACGCUACACAUCAAGCGUCCCCAAUUGUUCCCUCACAAUCUCAUUAUCAGCCUGCUCAAAAUGCCCCGGGCUCUGUACAUCAGCAAAUGAACUUCCCUCAGUCGUAUGGAGUCACCACGGCGAUGCCACAAACGUAUGGUAUCUCCCCUACGCAAGCGGCUGCAAUGGCCACCGCUGCAGCAUCGGGCCAAUUCUAUCCUUUACAUCAAGAUUCGAUGGCUGGCCAGAUGGCUCCUGGUCCCCGCGGAUCUCCGCGCAUGGCCGGGGUGCAGGUCAAGAGUGACCGCAAUCCUCGUUCUCCACCCCAGAUUCCCGGCCAGAUGCCAUCGAUGGGAUCCCAGGUACAGAUGUCCCAGAACGCCCAGAUGCAGCAACGUCGCAUGAGCCAUGUCAGUAGCCCACAUGUUCAGAAUGCCCAACCACUUAUCAACCAUGCCGGCCGGCCUUCGGUGCCCCCAUCUAUGCCGCCACCACCUCAGCCGCCUGUCCAGCAGAGCCAACCUUCGCCGGAUAUGGUCGCUGGCGCCGCUGAGGAAUCACCGCUAUACGUGAACGCGAAGCAGUUUCAUCGCAUCCUGAAACGACGAGUGGCGCGCCAAAAAUUGGAGGAGCAAUUGCGGCUCACGUCCAAGGGCCGUAAGCCAUAUCUGCACGAAUCGCGUCACAACCAUGCCAUGCGCCGCCCUCGUGGUCCCGGCGGGCGAUUCUUGACGGCUGACGAAGUGGCUGCUAUGGAAAAGAAGCAAGCAUCCGGAUCUACAACCUCUGGGCUUGAAGCCGCUGAUGAUAAUGCGGUGAAACCUCCCGGCGAUAACCCGCCUUCUGCCCAGAAACGAAAAUCAAGUGAUGUCAACGAUGACACCAUCAACUCGUCUAAAAAGACGAAAACCAGUGCGAAACCGAGCACUAGUGCGGACGAAAGCGAGAAUGAAUCUGCUGAGCUGUCCGACGAGGAUGGUUGA
Aspergillus vadensis CBS 113365 is the source of this 1122-nucleotide messenger RNA. It is a transcript of the gene hapB, whose product is annotated as transcription activator HAP2. The record is from RefSeq and is a predicted model, not a curated record. Bases 1 to 1122 code for a protein of 373 amino acids. NCBI's taxonomy places the organism in Eukaryota, Fungi, Ascomycota, Eurotiomycetes, Eurotiales, Aspergillaceae. The transcript has a single exon. Gene Ontology annotation, cellular component: CCAAT-binding factor complex. Gene Ontology annotation, molecular function: RNA polymerase II cis-regulatory region sequence-specific DNA binding; DNA-binding transcription factor activity, RNA polymerase II-specific. Gene Ontology annotation, biological process: regulation of transcription by RNA polymerase II.